AUGUCUGAACUUCACAUUCGAGCUGCGUUGUCGCGUCUCGCCGAUAAAUAUUUACAGAAUUCUGAGAGCCCGUCAGAGCCGUAUACAGUUGAAACAAUUAUCGGAUUCUUUGAAGGAAUCAUUAAUUCAAUCCCAUCUGAUUCACCAGUAUAUGGAAUUGAAGAAAUAUUAUAUCGCAUAUUUUCAAAGCGUAAGACACUGUGCAACAGAGACAUUAUUAACGUGAGUUUAGUUUCAAAUGAUAAUGCUGAUGGAAUUUUAUUCAGUCGACUCUCUAAUCUAGUAUCUCGUUUACGGACUCAAGAGGUACUACAAAACAAAGCUAGUAUCCUACAAGUGUUAUAUAGCUUAUCAAGAUUAAGCGAAGGCGUGGAUGAGCUGUCUUCUUCUCAUCCAACAAAUGCUCUUUCAGAUUUGCAAGCUUUACCCCCUUUGGGGCCUGAACAUACCUUGUCUGAAAGUACAGAUGGAAGAAACACAGAUAAAAACAGAUCUAUCUCUGAGCGAAAUUCUAUAUACGAGUGGACAUCCCUCUCGCAAAAGCAGCCAACACCUACUCAAGAAAAAGCUUCAUAUUUUGAAGAAAGUAACGAUACAGAAGAUUAUUUGAAAAGUGCUGCACUGUUUAUUCUUCAAGGCAUUUCAACUGACCUUGUGAAGUUUCAUGAUGGUAAUGCCGACUUAUCACAACAAAUACCCUCCCAUCAUAUCCUACAAAUCCGUUCUUUAUGUGAAAUUGGUCUUCUUUACCAAGAAUUGAAAAAAUUCGCUGACUAUGAUGGUUUUCAUAGUUCACACUCAACUUUGAAGAUGUCCGAUUCUUCAUAUGAUGAACAAACUUUAGCAUUACAAAGUUUCCGAGCAUUUAUUUCUAAAGAAUUGACACAAUACCUAAGCCUUAUCGCUUCUUUAGAAUCUCAACUUCGAACGGAUAAUUCAACGAGUUCACAAACAGUUAGCAUUCGCCGCUGUAUAGUCUGGACAAAUAAUUCACGACUAAAGUUUAGGAUACUAUCGUCCAUUGUGAAUUCGUUUUUGAAAGAAAAGAACAAGAAGAAGCUUAUUCAUAUUGUUGCUCAAUAUAGUUUCCAUGGAGACCCUAUUAUUCACGAUCUUAGCAAGCGAGUGUUGAUGGAAAUCACUCAACCCCUUCAUGAGAUGAUUGCAAAUUGGGUUUAUAAAGGAGAGCUGGUAGAUCCUUUUCGGGAAUUUUUCGUCAAUGAAACUGAUGAUAUUUCUCAUACUCAUGAUAGACAGGGAACAGGACGAAUUGUUUGGAAAGGGAAAUAUCACUUGGAAAAAGAAUUAAUACCAAGCUUCCUGUCGAGUCCUUUAGUAGAAAAAAUAUUUCUUAUCGGAAAGUGCCUCAAUUUUGCCCGCUAUGGUUGUGAUGAUUCGGAAUGGACUCAGGACCACUAUAGAAAAUUUGCAAAAAAGCUUUCAUAUACAGAUUCCCAAAGUCUAAAAUUGACUAUUGACAUGGCUUAUACACAGUCCACUCGACAUCUCGUUAAACUCAUGGAAGAAAAAUUCCAUUUGAGUGAGCAUUUGAAUGCCAUAAAAAAGUAUAUUCUAUUGGGUCAAGGUGAUUUUGUUGCAUAUUUAAUGGAAAGUUUAGGUGAUUCUUUAGAACAACCUGCCAACACUCUUUUCAGACACAAUUUAACCGCGUGCUUAGAGAGCGCAAUUCGCUCAAGUAAUGCUUCUUAUGAACCAGAAUAUAUUCUAAAACGCUUAGAUGCAAGGCUACUAGAAUUAUCCCAUGGUGAAGUAGGUUGGGAUGUCUUUACGUUGGAGUACAAGGUGGAUUCUCCGAUUAACGUUAUUAUCACACCUUACUGCUCAAGGCAGUAUUUGAAGAUGUUUAAUUUUCUAUGGAGGUUAAAAAGAAUUGAGUUUGUUCUUUCUCAUUCUUGGCGUCGGUCGACUCUAGGAGUCCGCAACAUUAUUCGUGAACUAGAAUUUGUUCAACCAGAAUGGCAUUUUGUCAGUAUUCACUUGGCCGAAAUGAUCCAUUUUAUCUGUCAGCUUCAAUACUAUAUACUUUUUGAGGUAAGCGUGGAACUCCAAGCUAGGUUACUAAUUUUCAUACAGGUUAUUGAAAUCAGCUGGGAAAAACUAAAAGAGGCAAUGUUAAAACCAAAUGCAACACUGGAUACGUAUAUUGAAGCUCAUCACCAUUAUGUGACCAGUAUCACCCAUAAAGGUUUGCUGGGUAGUGCCAGAUCGCGGACUGAAGAUUCCUUCCUUCACCAGCUUCAUGAACUCCUAAAGAUAAUUCUAUCUUUUCAUAACUCUAUCGAAGCUCUGUAUAAUUUUUCGAUAUCACUUUACAGUCGAUUGAAGAUCAACGCUCCUAUAUCCACAGAGUCGUUAGAAGAACAGUACGUGCCCAUUCAAGAGAAACUUCAACACUGUUCAGAGGAGUUUCAGUUGCGACUUAAACAUUUUUUGUAUGGUUUAGCAACUCAAAAAGAUUCAGAAAUGAGGUUCUUGUCUGUACGUUUGAAUUUUAACGAAUUCUAUGCAUUCCAGCAAAAGAAGGUUUAA
Schizosaccharomyces cryophilus OY26 is the source of this 2550-nucleotide messenger RNA. RefSeq names its product gamma tubulin complex Spc98/GCP3 subunit Alp6. The transcript has 2 exons. Gene Ontology annotation, biological process: microtubule nucleation; mitotic cell cycle; meiotic cell cycle. Gene Ontology annotation, cellular component: centrosome; spindle pole; mitotic spindle pole body. Lineage: Eukaryota; Fungi; Ascomycota; Schizosaccharomycetes; Schizosaccharomycetales; Schizosaccharomycetaceae. Gene Ontology annotation, molecular function: gamma-tubulin binding; microtubule minus-end binding. The coding region runs from base 1 to 2550 and encodes 849 amino acids. The record is from RefSeq and is a predicted model, not a curated record.